AUGCUCAAUUGUCAAAAAACCUCAGAGGAGGUCGAUACCCAGUACGAGCCGAUGAUCACUUCAGAGGAGGUGGAGGACGAAUUGUUUCGUCUGGGUGCCUCCUCCGACACGCUCACCAAGCUCAAAGUGUUUGAUGAAAUGGUGCACAAGCCGACGUCAGGCAACCUCGACAGGUCCAUCCGCACCAAGGCCCUGCGUUGCAUGUGGCGAAUGCUUCAGGAAAAAGGCCUUGCUGCUGAGAAAACCUGGUUCAAGGCGGCCCUCCUUCUCGAUCGCGUGACGGCAAGCAGCUUCUUCCGCUUAGAAGAGAUGCCGCUGACCUGCGUGUACUUGACGAGGCUUGUCUUGAAGUGCGCCUCCCGCGUGCCCAAGGGUGCAGAUGAAGAAGACCCCAGCAUGGUGCUCAAAGACUUUGCGACCUGGCUGGACUCGACGCAGAACUUGGCGACUUCAAAGGUGUCCAACCAGGCGCUCCUGACGCAUGAGGAGAAGGUCUUGAAGGCACUCGACUGGCAGGUGGAAGUGUCCAGCAUGGAGAAGUGGUGCUUUCUCUUCUUCACUCGCUUCGGAUUGGCGGGCUGGGAGUUCCAGGCGCCUCUCCGGCAGAUGCAUGAACAGGCUUUGCUGCUUGCACGCGCCGUGGUGAUGUGCUUUCCAAUGCUGAGCCACAAGAAGCUGGCCGCCGGACUGUUUUGCCUGAGCUUUGUGUACUCGGGCCUACUGCCAACGGCCAGCCUGCGGCCUUCGGACGUGAAUGCUACGGAGUGGAGCGCGCUUUUGGCAGCGAAUGGAAAGCUGCCUCAAUGCCGUUUGCCGCAGGCGAUUACGAUGAGGCUUAUGCACAUGAUCUGCCUCUCCGUUAAGGAGAGGCCGGAUGACAUCCGUGCCUGGUCAAGACAAACAGUAGAAACCUUGGGCGAAACACUUCGUCAAGUUCGCAUGUUUCACGAUGGGCAAGAGCUGUGGAACAUCUAG
This is a messenger RNA of Symbiodinium natans, 975 nucleotides long. The record is from the annotation of a GenBank genome assembly. Lineage: Eukaryota; Dinophyceae; Suessiales; Symbiodiniaceae.